This is a messenger RNA of Caenorhabditis sp. 36 PRJEB53466, 1156 nucleotides long. NCBI's taxonomy places the organism in Eukaryota, Metazoa, Nematoda, Chromadorea, Rhabditida, Rhabditidae. The record is from the annotation of a GenBank genome assembly.
AUGAAGAAGUCGAUCGUCGUCUUAUUGCUCGGAUUGUCCGUUGCUUCGGCGUUUUUGUUCCCGUCCGCGGGAGGCGGCGGAGGUGGCGGCUGUAAGUCUCGGCGAGAUAUUUCGGCUCUAACUCUGAUCUUAAGGCGGAGGAGGAUGCGGAGGCGGAGGCGGAUGCGGUGGCGGUGGAGGAGGAUGUGGAGGCGGAGGCGGAUGUGCUCCACCACCACCACCACCAUCGUGCGGAGGAGGAUGUGACAGCGGCUGCGGAGGAGGAGGCGGUGGAGGUGGAGGAGGAUGUGGCGGCGGAUGCGCUCCACCACCACCCCCACCAUCGUGUGGAGGAGGAUGCGGAGGAGGAGGAGGAGGUGGUGGAUGCGGAGGAGGAUGCGGUGGAGGAGGUGGCGGAGGAUGCGGAGGAGGAUGUGCUCCACCACCACCACCGCCACCACCACCACCAUCUUGCGGAGGAGGAUGCGGCGGCGGAGGUGGCGGCGGAGGAUGCGGAGGCGGAUGCGGAGGAGGAGGUGGCGGAGGAUGCGGCGGAGGAUGCGGAGGAGGAGGUGGAGGAGGAUGCGGAGGCGGAUGCGGACGCAAGAAGAGAGAAGCCGUCAACGUGAUCGGCCACGACGAUCUGAGCAAGUGCAACAACGAGGAGCUCCGCAUUAUUCUCAACGAGAACACCAAGGAGACUGUCGCCGAUUCGUUGAAGGCUAUCAAGGAGAAGGUGGUCGGACAGGACUACAUCGUCGUCUGUAACGAGAAGCCGACAGUGUUCACUGCCGAGACUGAUGAUUACUGUCAGGUUCAGAAGGAGAAUGUUCACUGCUCCAUUUUGAGAGUUAACCAUAAAGAGGUGCCAGAGAAGAAGGAGGAGGAGGAGGAGAAGAAGAAAGAGGAAGAGCCAGUGAAGAAGCAGGAGGACAAGAAAGACGAAGAGCCGAAGAAGGAGGAAGAAAAGAAGGAGCAGGAGCCAGAGAAGAAGAAGGAAGAAAAGAAGGAGGAAGAAAAGAAGGAGCAAGAGGCAGAGAAGAAGAAGGAAGAAAAGAAGGAGGAAGAGAAGAAAGAGGAAGAGCCGAAGAAGGAAGACGCUGAGGAAAAGUCCGAGAAUGCCGAGGUCAAGGAGCUUGAGCCAAAGAAGGAGGAAGAGGAGACCAAGAAGAACUGA